Alexandromys fortis (reed vole) is the source of this 6406-nucleotide messenger RNA. RefSeq names its product LIM domain 7 (gene Lmo7). Gene Ontology annotation, molecular function: protein binding. Gene Ontology annotation, biological process: regulation of signaling; regulation of cell adhesion. The coding region runs from base 167 to 4498 and encodes 1443 amino acids. The transcript is spliced from 28 exons. The record is from RefSeq and is a predicted model, not a curated record. NCBI's taxonomy places the organism in Eukaryota, Metazoa, Chordata, Mammalia, Rodentia, Cricetidae.
CAGUCUCGCUGAGUUUGAUCCGAUUUCAGGAGUUUUGAGAAAGCAAUACCUGCAAGUUCUGCUAGGUUACUGAACUUAAACUGCACGUCGCAACAAAGGGAGGGGAACGCGUCUGGGUCCCGGAGUGCACCCACUUAGCUGCUUUCUCCCCUCUCUUGCUCUAGUGAUGGAAGGGAUGGAGGACGCCGAGGCCGAUUGCUCGGCUGCAUUUGCAGAGGCUCAGAGAUGGGUAGAGGCUGUGACUGAGAAGAAUUUUGAAACCAAGGAUUUUCGAGCCUCUCUAGAAAAUGGUGUUCUGCUGUGUGAUUUGAUCAAUAAGCUCAGACCCGGCAUCAUCAAGAAGAUCAAUAGACUGUCUACACCAAUAGCAGGUUUGGAUAAUAUAAACGUUUUUUUGAGAGCUUGUGAACAGAUUGGAUUGAAAGAAGCCCAGCUUUUUCAUCCUGGGGAUCUGCAGGAUUUAUCAAACAGAGUCACUGUCAAGCAAGAAGAGACUGACAGGAGAUUGAAAAAUGUUUUGAUAACUUUGUACUGGCUGGGAAGAAAAGCACAAAACAACCCCUACUAUAAUGGUCCCUAUCUCAAUCUGAAAGCUUUUGAGACUCUGUUGGGCCAGGCUUUGACCAAGGCUCUUGAAGAUUCUAGCUGCCUGAAAAGAAGUGGCCGCGACAGUGGCUACGGGGAUAUCUGGUGUCCCGACAGAGGAGAAUUUCCUGCCCCCUCAGGCAGCCAUAGGAGGGAAGAUUCCUUUGAAAGCUUGGACUCCUUGGGGUCUAGAUCACUGACCAGCUGCUCCUCAGAUCUCACGCUCAGAGGUGGGAAGGAAGGUUUCGAAAGUGACACAGACUGGGAAAUCACAUUCAAAAUGCAGGACUAUAACAAAGAUGAUAUGUCCUAUCGAAGGAUUUCAGCUAUUGAGCCAAAGUCUGCCCUACCAUUCAAUCAAUUCUUGCCCAACAAAAGUAAACAGCCAUCCUACGUGCCAGCGCCUCUGAGGAAGAAAAGGACAGACAAAAAUGAGGAUAACAGAAGAAGCUGGGCAAGCCCAGUCUACACAGACUCAGACGGGACAUUUUCAAGACUCUUUCAAAAGAUUUAUGGUGAGAAUGGGAGCAAGUCCAUGAGCGAUGUCACCGCAGAGGAUGUUCAGAACCUGCGUCAGCUGCGGUACGAAGAGAUGCAGAAAAUCAAAUCCCAACUGAAAGAGCAAGAUCAGAAGUGGCAGGACGAUCUUGCAAAAUGGAAAAGUCGCCGGAAGAGUUACACUUCAGAUCUGCAGAAGAAGAAGGAGGAGAGGGAAGAGAUCGAAAAGCUGGCCCUGGAGAAGUCUGACCGAAGCUCCAAGACAUUUAGGGAAAUGCUGCAGGACAGGGAAUCUCGAGUUCUGAAUUCUACAAGGAGGAUGUAUUCUGCCGAUGAUGCCCUGGAUGAUGAAGUACUUCAUCCUACAGUGACUCUGUCUGAAACCAGCUAUCAGAGAGAGAGACUGGGAGACAAGACAACAGCUUAUCCUGCCGAGACGGCCAAAGAAGAUUCCACAACGUUUGCAAAGAGACAGGACAGUGUAGCAGCUGAGAUUCAGCAGUCUUCUCAUAUUCCUGAAGAGCAGAGGCAGCGGCCGGCCCCUUUAUCUGCUGCAGAACCACACCAGGCCCCCUUGUCUUCUGCAGAACCACACCAGGCCCCCUUGUCUUCUGCAGAACCACACCAGGGCCCCUUGUCUUUUGCAGAACCGCACCAGGGCCCCUUGUCUUCUGACGAGCCUCACCAGGCCCCCUUGUCUUCUACAGAACCACACCAGGGCCCCUUGUCUUCUGCAGAGCCUCACCAGGCCCCCUUGUCUUCUAUAGAACAGCACCAGGUCUCUUUAUCUUCCGCCGAGCCACACAAGGUCUCUUUAUCUUCAGUAGCACUGCGUCCAGUCUCGUUCUCGUUUCAGCAGUCGCUGAGUACCAGAGGAGAGUCGACUCGGAUUUCAGCUUCUCUCCCUAGAAGUUACCAGAAAGCCGAUACAGCCAGGUUAACAUCUGUGGUCACAGCGAGACCUUUUGGCACGCAGUCAAGGGGAAUCUCAUCACUGCCCAGAUCCUACACGAUGGACGACAGCUGGAAGUACAAUGGCGGUGUUGAGGUUGUCAAGAGAGCUCAACAGAAUUUCGUCAUAGCCCCUGCCCCGAAGCUUGACUCCACCCAGUUUGUGUUGGGUUCAUCCAGUGAAAAGGAGGCAGCCCCAGGAGAAGAUGUGGCAAGCAUGUCCUCUUCCACACCCCUUUCUUUGCUCUUGCAAGACCAGGCAGCCACUUCAAAAGCCACACACUCUGGAGAAGGGAGAAGCUCGCCACUGAGGGACGUUUCAAGGUCCCAGGAUCAGUUCAGCGAUAUGAGAAUCAGCAUAAACCAGACGCCUGGGAGCCAACCUGACUUCGGGUUUACAAUAAGAUGGGAUUAUUCGGGGAUCUUCGUGGCAUCUGUUGAAAAAGGUAGCCCAGCAGAAUUUUCUCAGCUGCAGGUAGAUGAUGAAAUUCUUGCCAUCAAUAACACCAAGUUUUCAUAUAAGGAUACAAAAAAGUGGGAGGAAACCAUGGCAAGCGCCCAAGAAACCGGAAACUUAGUGAUGGAUGUCAGGCGCUAUGGAAAGUCUGACUGGGGCAGAGACCAACCUCCCCUGCCAUCCAUACAACGGCAUAAAACCCUCAAUCUUACCAGUGUGGCUACCAAAAUUAUAGGUUCGCCAGAAACAAAGUGGACGGACACGACUUCAGGGAUUUACACCUCAGACAAGUCCUCAAGUCUGUCGGUAACAACUGAUUUCUCUGAAAGCCUUCAGAGUCCUUACACUGAAUCCAAAGAAAUCAAUGGAAUUCACGAAGAAAGCAACACCCUUGAUUCAAAAGCAUCAGAAUCCAUUUCUUUGAGAAAUUUAAAAAGGCGGUCCCAAUUUUUUGAACAAGGGAGCCCCGAUUCUGCAGGUCCUGAUGUUCCAGUUCCAACCCUCAAUGCCCCAAGUCGCUGGGCGUGGGAUCAAGAGGAGGAGCGGAAACGACAGGAGAGGUGGCAGAAAGAGCAGGACCGCCUACUCCAGGAAAAAUACCAACGUGAGCAAGAAAAGCUGAGGGAAGAGUGGCAGAGGGCGCAACAAGAGGCCGAGAGAGAGAAUUCCAAGUACUUGGAUGAGGAGCUGAUGGUCCUAAGAUCCAACAGCAUUUCUCUGACUACACGGGAGCCUGUGACUGCCACUUGGGAAUCCACCUGGAGUGAAGGGUCCAAGUCUUCGGACCGGGAAGGAACCCGAGCAGGGGAGGAGGAGAGAGGACAGCUGGAAGAGGAUGCUGUUCGUGAGGACAAAAGUCGGAAACUGCAGGAGCAGCUCAUGCUUGAGCAGGAGAAGAAACGGAAGGAAGAAGCUCAGGAAGAAGAGCUUCGGAAGCAGCGGGAGGCUGAGGCACAGGCGCAGGCUGAGGCAGAAGCCAAGGCCCGAGCAGAGGCCCAGGCCCAGGCAGAGGCUCAAACGCGAAAACAGGCUGAAAUGCAAAAGUACCAUGCAGAGAGGGAGCGAGAAACUUCGGUCAAGAUCUACCAAUACCGGAGGCCUAUUGAUUCCUACGAUAUACCAAAGAGAGAGGAGGAAUCUUCAGGGAUGUUUUCUACGGACAGGAGCAAGUCAAGAUCUACUACGGAACUAAAUGAUACCCCCAUAGAGAAAAAUGGAAGCAGCAAAUAUUCUGACCGAAUUGGGACUACUAGCUUUUCUCAAAGGAGCUCCAGGAAGGAUCAGGGCCCCUCAGAAGCAGAGUUAGAGAGACAGCAAAUCUUGCAGGAAAUGAGGAAGAGAACGUCUCUCCAUAAUGACAACAGCUGGAUCCGACAGCGCAGUGCGAGUGUGAACAAAGAGCCCAUCUGCCUGCCUGGGCUCAUGAGAAGAGGGGAGUCCCUGGACAACCUGGACUCCCAGAGGCCUAGUUCCUGGAGGCAGUCCCCAUGGCACAGCCAACCUGCAGGAGUCUAUGCCUCCUCCUCCGUCCAAGACUUCAGUCGCCCGCCUCCACAGCUGUUGUCCACAUCAAACCGUGCCUACAUGAGGAACCCAUCCUCUGCGGUACCACCUCCAGCUGGCUCUGUGAAGACCAUCAUACCAGGCCCUGCCCCCCCAGGGUCUCCUACCCCACGCAGCUGCUCCCCUUCCAUUUCACAGUCGGGCUCUCAACUCCGCAACAGGUCAGUGAGUGGGAAGCGUGUGUGUUCCUACUGUAAUAACAUUCUGGGCAAAGGAGCCGCUAUGAUCAUCGAGACCCUGGGUCUUUGUUAUCAUUUACAUUGUUUUAAGUGUGUCUCCUGCGAACGUGACCUCGGAGGUUCCUCCUCAGGAGCUGAAGUCAGAAUCCGAAGCAACCAACUCUACUGCAAUGACUGCUAUCUCCGAUUCAAAUGUAAGAGAGCAAAUCAGAGAGAAAAUUUCUUGUCUUUUGAGGAGACCACGGGUUCCUAUGCCUUUUCCUGAGCCUGCAGCCACCUCUUCCUCAGGUUCACUACCAUAGGAUCGUUGGUCUCAGGGGUCAUAGUCUGUCCUAUUUAUAGAAGGGAUGUAGUGAAUCCUAACCACCUAGGAGGAGAUUGUGGGUUGGAGGAACUGAAGGGGCUUGUACCCAGAAAUCAGGACAUUGUCUCUGGUUUGCAAAGAUCCAAAAGAAACUUCUAAUGACUCCUGGGCUCAGAAUAGGGGUUAAGACAAGUCUGCUUUCUGAUUAAGGCCUCAUCUCUCAUCAGCUCAUUUUCAUUAUCUGAUGAUGAGAGCUUAUUAUGUGACUUAUAAUCAACUCUGAAAAUGAUUGAACCUAAGAGUAUCACUUUCUGCUUUAUGACAAUGUGUAGCCAUAUAUCCAUACAUAUAUUUUUUGAAGAGAGAGCCUUAAUUCUGUUUAUAAGGAGUUUCAAUAUUAUUGAAUUUAAAAACAAUUUAAAUGCUACUUCCUUUCUAAGUAUGUGUUCGAGCCUUGUGAAGUGUAGGGUAGCAUAACUUGGUUGUGUAUUGUUAUAGCUUCAGCAAGACAACAGUUAUUGCUGUGUAUCAUUUUGAACCUUGACGCUGGUAACAUGUUUCUUCCUUGUGAAAGGGUGUUACAAGUGGUACCUACAAACCUAUUGCUUUUGAACUCGGAGGUAUUUAUAUGGCCCCUUAUAUGAAGCGUGUUUGGAAAUGACUUGAACUGAUCAACUCUCUUUUAUCUGUCAAUGGCUAUCUGCUGGCUGUCCAGGCCUCUCUUGGAUAUUGAUCCUGAAGUUGGGAGAAUAUCAAGGCUGGGCAUGGGAUCUGGGGUGGUGGUGUGUAUGUGUGUGCAUUUUUUCUCUUUUAAAUCCAAAGCCAAAUAUCGCUGAUUUUUGGAGCUAUUGCCCACGCCUUCUCUCUCCUUCAGUACAAAUAAUAGAGAGUUGCAGGCCUUUUGUUUUCUGAUUCAGCAGCUAGUUUUUACUCUCUUUUGCAAAUAAAGAGUUCUAGCCCCAAGAGGCUGCAUUCUGCCUACCUUUAUCCUAAGGCGGAGUGACAGGCAACUCUUUCUACCUCAUUGGGCCCCUCUGAGUGACGACUGCUAUGUAUCCCAUGUGCUGAUAUUUACAUGCUUUUGAGUCUGAGCACCCUUCUCUCUUCUCUCCCUGCCUGAUCAGCUGGACGGCCAACCGCCAUGUGAUGUAAGCCUCCAUUCGAAAGCACUGUUGCAGAUAGAAGAAGAGGCGGUUGCCACUGCAGAACUAUAAAUAUGUCUUGUAUGUCCCCCCCCCCUUUUUUUUUUAAACAGAAGAACCUUUGCCUCAUUAGGACAUAGGAACACUGUAGUGUUGGUAGGACUUGUACUUUUGCUGUUUAUUUAUAAGACGGUAAUUUUGUCUGUGGGGGGAAGUGCAGUAUUUGCCUUUGAACUCAGUAUCCUAAAAGCACAAGUGGAAAAACCCCAAGAACUUAAAAAAAAAAAAACUUUUGAGGCCGAUGGUGAUCUAGUUUGACCCUUUAUUGGUGUUUUGAAGAGGGCAUUUUUUUUUAAGUUCUGAAACACUAUUUGAAAUAGUUAAUAUAAAUAUGUAAUUGUUUACUGUUUAUUGUAAUGUAUUCUAAGUUAAUGUGAAACUAUAGGAAAAAUUUUCAUUUAAAUCCAUCCAUAAAUUUUCUUUUUGUGGCUUUCUUUACACAGAAAUAAUCCAAUUGAGAAAUAAUUUUGUUCUUGGAAUAUUUUAUUUGCUUGAAGAGGGCAUUCUAUUUUCCUUACAAGGACUGUGGUUGCUGAGCAAAUAGAAUAGGAAGCUGUUCAUUUCCAGUAAUGAAAAAUAACCAUGGUUUGCACCAGAAAGUUUUUCAAGAAACUAGUGAGCUUUUCUGUUCAGUUGCUUUUGUAAAUAAAAUUGGUGAUGCAUUUAA